This is a messenger RNA of Callithrix jacchus (white-tufted-ear marmoset), 2632 nucleotides long. RefSeq names its product coiled-coil domain containing 198 (gene CCDC198). The record is from RefSeq and is a predicted model, not a curated record. NCBI's taxonomy places the organism in Eukaryota, Metazoa, Chordata, Mammalia, Primates, Cebidae.
AGAAGGAUGCCUGCUAGAAGGAAAUGACUGCUUUGUAAAGCCAGGGUAAACUUCUGAAAUGCCUUGAUUAAAACAAGCUAUAUUAAAGACCCCAAAACCACUUCAGUCGCAGCUUUCCUCUGAAUGUCUUUCACAUGAAAUGGGCCUGAGUCGCUCUAAGGCUCACCCUAGGGUGAUCAAAGUAGCACCUUUGCAAAACAAAGAGGGAGAGACUCCCUCGGCUGGCCCUGUGGACUUUGCAUUCAAUCAGAAUUUGGAAGAAAAGACUUCAUAUUUGCCGGCAAGACUGCAGGACCAGAAUAAAGCUUCGGAAGGGCAGCUGCCACCUUUACAAGAAACCUCGUAUGGAAGAUAUUCUGCAGCUUCCAGAGAUGUGUAUUUUGACAUCCCAUUGGAACACAAAGAAACAAGUAUUAUUAAAAGGCAUCCACCCCAAAGACUGCAAAAGCUUGAACCCAUUGACUUGCCGCGAGUAAUUACUUCGGGAAGACUCCUGAGCCAGCGAGAAGCCAGGACAAUGCACAAAGCAAAGGUGCUGGAAAAGAAAAUGCAGGUUCCAAUGUACACUUCUGAAAACAGACAAUAUUUGCAUAAGAUGCAAAUGCUGGAAAUGAUCCGUAAAAGACAAGAGGCCCAAAUGGAGUUAAAGGAAAGUCUUCAUGGGGAGGCAAGAAUUAAUAAGCAAAGUCCAAGGGACCACAAAGGCAAGAAAAUCCUUCGAAGCACCCCAAGGAAUGAUGCCCAUGACCUUCUAACCAUGUUGCCUGAUGAAAUCUUGAGCAAAGGUCCUGACGGAGUUUCGCUCUUGUUACCCAGGCUGGAGUGCAAUGGCGCAAUCUCGGCUCACCGCAACCUCGGCCUCCUGGGUUCAGGCAAUUCUCCUGCCUCAGCCUCCCGAGUAGCUGGGAUUACAGGAAAUUCACAGAAUGCACAAUUUUUUAAACAUCAAUCAGUGAAUGACUACUGUCCCUGGAAAACUGGCAAAAUGGAAACACGGCUUCAUGAACAAGAGACCCAGGGACAGCUUCUCUGGGACAGUUCCAGCUCUGACUCAGAUGAGUUGGGGAAAGAUGAGAAGAAGCCACGAGCACUGGUGAGGACCAGGACAGAGAGAAUCCCACUUUUUGAUGAGUUUUUUGAUCGAGAAUAAGAAUGCUAUUCAUUAACCUAGACACUGAGUGCAUUGAAAGUUUGCUUUACUCUCAAAAUCUUUCAAACUGAUAUAUGAAUUACUUUGAGGAAAGCAAAUUACUUUGGUAAAAAGAAAUGAUAUCUUUAGAGCCUUAUGGUUAAUAGGCCUGUUAUAUGUGCUAUUAACUAUUGCUGUAUAACUAAGUGCCUCAAAACGUAGGGACUAACCAACAGCCAUUUUAUUGUCUCACUUUUCUGAGCGUUGCUGAGCUCAGCUAGAUGGUUCUUCUGCUGUUCCCUUUUGAAAUCUUUCAUGUCAUUGAAAUUGAACUACAUUUUGGACAACUAGGACUGGAGUAAUCUGGAGUCCCCAUUAGCUGGAGGUAGCUGGAGUAAUCUGGAGUCCCCAUUAGCUGGAGGUAACUGAGAUAGCUGGACCUUGCUCCCUAUUCAUAUAGUCUCCGAGCAGCUUCACAUGAUCUCUUCAGCAGGACACUGCAGAGAUUUCUCUCAUAUGAGCCCAGGGCACCCAAAAGCAAUUGUCCCAAGAGGAGGAAAUGGAAGUUACCAGUCUUCUUAAAAGAUACUCAUAGAUCUGGCUUUGCAUCACUUUCAACAGGUUCUGUUGGUUAAAGUCAUAGGCCAGCUUGGAGUUAAUGAAGAAGAGGACUACACAAGGGCAUGAAUGUGGUCCUUUGGGCUCUAUCUUUAAGACCUGCCACCUCACCAUGGUUUUAAAAGGAAAAUAAGAUUUUGUAAAACAAAUAGAUGGACCGGGUGCAGUGACUCACACCUGUAAUCCCAGCACUUUGGGAGGCCAAGGAGGGCAGAUCACUUGAGGUCAGGAGUUAAAGAUCAGCCUGGCCAACAGGGUGAGACCCCGUCUCUACUAAAAAUACAAAAAUUAGCCAGGCGGCCGGGCGCGGUGGCUCAAGCCUGUAAUCCCAGCACUUUGGGAGGCCGAGGCGGGUGGAUCACGAGGUCAGCAGAUCGGGACCAUCCUGGUCAACAUGGUGAAACCCCGUCUCUACUAAAAAAAUACAAAAAAUUAGCUGGGCACGGUGGUGCGUGCCUGUAAUCCCAGCUACUCGGGAGGCUGAGGCAGGAGAAUUGCCUGAACCCAGGAGGCGGAGGUUGCGGUGAGCCGAGAUUGCGCCAUUGCACUCCAGCCUGGGUAACAAGAGCGAAACUCCGUCUCAAAAAAAAAAAAAAAAAAAUUAGCCAGGCAUGGUGGUGCUUGUCUGUAAUCCUAGCUACUCAGUGGGGAAGCUGAGGCAAGAGAAUUGCUUGAACCCGGGAGAUAGAGGUUGCAGUGAACCAAGAUCACUUCACUGAACUCCAGUCUGGGUGACAGAAUGAGACUCUGUCUCAAAAGUAAAAAAUGCUAUUUACCAAAAAAAAAAAAAAAAAAAUAGACAAAAAAGUAGAUUGGAGAUAAAUAAAAGUGAGUUUCUAAAGGAAAGUCACAGUAACGCUACAUUAAACACUAAGCUUACUUAGG